Aspergillus candidus is the source of this 2482-nucleotide messenger RNA. RefSeq names its product HMG-box domain-containing protein. The transcript has 3 exons. Gene Ontology annotation, biological process: regulation of transcription by RNA polymerase II. The record is from RefSeq and is a predicted model, not a curated record. NCBI's taxonomy places the organism in Eukaryota, Fungi, Ascomycota, Eurotiomycetes, Eurotiales, Aspergillaceae. The coding region runs from base 619 to 2145 and encodes 508 amino acids. Gene Ontology annotation, cellular component: nucleus. Gene Ontology annotation, molecular function: DNA-binding transcription factor activity, RNA polymerase II-specific; RNA polymerase II cis-regulatory region sequence-specific DNA binding.
GGGUUUCCUCCUCUUGUUUACCCCGAUGAAUAUUUCUGAUAUCAAAGAAUCCUCUUCCAUUCCCCCGUCUCUGCAGAUUGAUAAAGGCGCAUGCUAUCCCACGGCUGAGACCUUUCCUUCCAUCGAUUGAUCAAUUGUUCUACCUUCUACUAUCCUUUCACCGAUCCAUCCAUUCAUCAGGCAAGACACACGGGGUGUCUCACACCUCUCGCAAACCCUUUCUCCUCUUCUGUCCUUGUUGGGGCCUCUUUGCCACAGCCUGUGUUUUUGCCAAAACAAAAUAGAAGAAAAAAAAAAGAAACAGAAAAGCCUCACCGGCAAAGUUGGACGAUUACAUCUACUUCUUCUUCUGCCAUCCACCGACAUCUGACUUCCUUUCCCCAUCCGCGUUGCUGAGAACCCUGUCCGGUUAGCAAACAGUGUCUGCGACGCGGUCAUCUCCCCCACCCACCGUUUAGUCCAAGUGACCCCUCUAGCCAGCUCAUCUCUAAAUCGGACGCGCCCCCCGCAGAGUUGGCAAAAGAACCAGGAAGGAAAAAGGAGAUCGCUAGCCCCUCCUUUCCCCGACUCCAAUCUUACCACAUCCGUUAGAUCUGGGCGGUAGCUUCGGAUCUGGCAAUGACUCUGAGACAAAUUCAGCGUCAACCACUCUCUCCGCCGCAGUCAGGUGAUGAAAGUCUAGCUCCAGAGAGCUCUCAAAAAUCGUGUGGAAUUGCCCGCACCAUGUACGACCAGUCGGAUCUCUUCAUGUUCGCCGGCGCGCAGGGAAACCUAGACGCGAAUGGCUCACAGCCAGUGCCCCGGAGCUCACCCUCUUCACACACCAUUACCAACGGCGAUUACUCUCGCAGCCUCCCAGUGCAAUUACAGAUGCAACCCCAUGGCUUUCAAGUCAACACGCCCCCGUCGGAUGAAGUGUCGAUUGCAGGCAGUCUAGAUUCGGCGCCAUCGCACUGGUCGUCUCCGUCGCAAAGGCUCCGGGCACAGAGUACCCCCAAGUCCAAGCUGUCUCGAGCCUCCCGGUCCUCAAAAUCGCCCAAGAUCCGACACAAGAGGAGCAAGACCGAUCCCCCAGUCAUCAACGCUCCGUUGAGUGAACUGACCAAAGACAUGAGCCAUAUCCCGAUUCGGGACAUGGAGGAGUGGGUACAUCGUCCUAUUGAAACACGUCUAAGCCAGACCACUCGCAAGGGAAAGGUCGCCAGACCCAUGAACUCUUUCAUUCUCUACCGUUCAGCGUACGCAGAGCGCACCAAAGAGUGGCUCUCGCAGAACAAUCACCAGGAAGUCUCGAAGGUCGCCGGGCAAAGUUGGAAGAUGGAGCCUCGGGAUAUCAAGCAGAAGUAUGCCUCUCUCGCCAAUAUCGAAAAGGCCAACCACGAGAAGGCGCACCCGGGAUACAAAUAUUCACCCAAGGACAAGAGCAAGCCGACCAAGAAGCCAGGCAAGCCUUCUCCCGGCAUGGGCCACGAUGACACUCCCAGCUCCAGCCCGAGCUUGAGUUCAAGCCAGGCCAUGCUUUCUUCGGAUAUCGAUUCUGGAAUGUGGCAUAGCCGCUGUGGGACACCGAUGAACAUUGUCGAGCAUCAUGGCCUGCCCACGCCCAUGCAGUUUCUCAAUUCGGGGUGGCCCGCCCAUCAUCCUCCCCGUCCACCUUCCACCAUGAUGUCGGCUCCCGAGGCAUCCCAUUACGGGCACCCCGGUAUGCAUCACGGUCUUAUGGGCGCUCACCAGGAUGAUGUACGAUUCCGAACAACUGACCUGAGUGAGCUGCAAUAUAACACUUCGAACACCUUGUCCGGACUGCCGGGAGCGGUUCACCAUGAACUUCUUCAACCCCAGACCACCGCUCCCCCACCCGGUGCUCCCCCGACUAGCCAGUUGGACCCCCAACUGUUGAGAUACCACAGUGAUCACCUUCCUGCCGGCCACGUUUACAGCAGCCCCCAGUACGGGAUCUGGACUGACCCGGCCCCUGGCGCCAGCUACCUUCCCAACGCACCCAAUUCGCUAGGGUCCAAUGCCGUGUCCUAUCACCCCCACUCAUCCUACGAUAUGCUGGAUGACGGCGAGCCCUGGGAUUCGAAAUUUGCGGUGGACUCUCCCACAGGCGAGUUUGACCGCUGGGUCAACCCUCAGGCUUGAGAACAUUGUGUUUCACCACUUGCUCCAUUCUCAACCCACCUUCAUAACGAUGAUGAGCACAAUGAUUCCAAUGCACCUGCAUCUAAGUUGGCAUUUUUUCCUUUUUAUUUCUCUUUAUCUUUCUUUUUUUGCUUUCUCUCUUUACCUCUCUCUCUUUAUGAGAAUACAGUAGGAAUGGAGUUCGAAGGAGCAAGGCUACCUGGCGUAUGAUGUGGUCCUCACUCAUCUUGUUUCACUCAUUUAUGUUUCCGUUUGAGAGUACCCCUAUGUUGGACUUCGUUUUGCUUGUUUCUGAUUGUCUUGUCUCGGGCGGGGUCGUGAUUUGGAUUAGUCUUAA